GCCUGCUCGUUGUUUAGGCACCUCGGGGGCCUUGGAGACCGAGGGGGCUAGAACGCGUGCGUACAAAGCCGAGUUUAGAACGCGUGGCGGCAACGGCGGGAAGCCGAAGCGACUUAAGCCAGAAGUAGCCGGAGAGCCCAGCUCCCUCCUUUGCCUCUCUUUGGCUAAUCGGUGCGUAGGAGAUGCCCAGCGGGAGGCUUUCGCUGCACUCCCCCCAGUUAGAAUAUAACAAAGUCAGAAUGGUUGAAGCAGAUCGUCCUGGGAAACUGUUUGUAGGGGGUCUCAAUACAGAGACCAAUGAGAAGGCUCUCGAAGCUGUGUUUGGGAAGUAUGGGCGAAUAGUGGAAGUACUCCUGAUGAAAGAUCGUGAAACCAGCAAAUCUAGAGGGUUUGCUUUUAUCACUUUUGAAAGUCCUGCAGAUGCUAAGGAUGCUGCCAGAGACAUGAAUGGGAAGCUUCUAGAUGGAAAAUCAAUUAAAGUUGAACAAGCUACUAAGCCAACAUUUGAAAGUGGUGGUAGGCGUGGGCCACCACCUCCCCCAAGAAGCAGAGGCCCUCCAAGAGGCCUUAGAGGAGGAGGACGAGGAGGAAGUGGUGGAGGAACAAGGGGGCCACCAUCACGUGGAGGACACAUGGAUGAUAGCGGAUAUUCUCUUAACUUCAACAUGGGGUCUUCCAGGGGACCUCUUCCAGUAAAAAGAGGCCCACCACCACGUAGUGGUGGGGGUCCUCCACCUAAAAGAUCUGCACCUUCAGGGCCAGUUCGUAGCAGUAGUGGAAUGGGAGGAAGAGCUCCAGUAUCACGUGGGAGAGACAAUUAUGGAGGUCCACCCCGCCGCGACCCAAUGCCAUCUCGAAGAGAUGUUUAUAUGUCACCAAGAGAUGAUGGAUAUAAUACUAAGGACAGCUAUUCUAGCAGAGAUUAUCAAAGUUCUCGAGACAACAGAGAUUAUGCACCACCUCCACGAGAUUAUGCAUACCGUGAUUAUGGUCAUUCCAGUUCACGAGAUGACUAUCAGUCUAGAGGCUACAGUGAUCGUGACGGCUAUGGUGGUCGUGAUAGAGAUUAUUCUGAUCACCCCAGUGGAGGCUCCUACAGAGAUUCGUAUGAGAGUUAUGGUAACUCACGUAGUGCUCCACCUGCCCGAGGGCCCCCGCCAUCUUAUGGGGGAAGCAGUCGCUAUGAUGAUUACAGCAGAGAUGGAUAUGGUGGAAGCAGAGAAAGUUACUCAAGCAGCCGAAGUGAUAUCUACUCAAGUGGUCGAGGAGAUCGUGUUGGCCGCCAAGAUAGAGGGCUUCCCCCUUCUAUGGAUAGGGGAUACCCUCCUCCACGUGAUUCCUAUAGCAGCUCAAGCCGCGGAGCACCAAGAGGUGGCCGUGGUGGAAGCCGAUCUGAUAGAGGAGGAGGCAGAAGCAGAUAUUAAAAAGAAAAACCUAAGUUUUUGGACCAAAACCCCCUUUCAAAACACACAAAGCAAGUGGAACUUGUUCUUUACUACCAGAGGACUACUAAAAAAG
Messenger RNA from Gracilinanus agilis (Agile Gracile Mouse Opossum), 1518 nucleotides. RefSeq names its product RNA binding motif protein X-linked (gene RBMX). Gene Ontology annotation, cellular component: spliceosomal complex. NCBI's taxonomy places the organism in Eukaryota, Metazoa, Chordata, Mammalia, Didelphimorphia, Didelphidae. Bases 183 to 1424 code for a protein of 413 amino acids. The record is from RefSeq and is a predicted model, not a curated record. Gene Ontology annotation, molecular function: RNA binding. The transcript is spliced from 9 exons. Gene Ontology annotation, biological process: positive regulation of mRNA splicing, via spliceosome.